AUGGCUAUCGACCACACGUGCCUCAUCGUCCCCAAGGACAAGUUCAAGCAGUGCCUCGACGUCUACCUCGCGGCCCUCAAGCCGCUCGGAUACGGGCAGCGACAUCAGUACGGCGAAACGCUCGUCGGCCUGGGCUCGACCAACGACCCGGUCAUCGCCGAUUACAGCCCCAGUGACUUUUGGGUCGUCGGCCAGGACAGCUCCUCUGGGCAUGCCGCUUUCCCCAUCCACCUCGCCUUCACUGCUGCAGACAGAAAGACGGUCGAUGACUUUCACGCCGCCGCCAUAAGGGCCGGAGCCAAGUGCAACGGGCCCCCCGGCUUGCGAAGCCACUACCAUGCCAACUACUACGGCGCUUACAUCCUCGACGCUGCGGGCAACAACAUUGAAGCCGUUUGCCACAAAGCCCAGUAA
Hirsutella rhossiliensis is the source of this 414-nucleotide messenger RNA. Its product is annotated as glyoxalase family protein. The record is from RefSeq and is a predicted model, not a curated record. Lineage: Eukaryota; Fungi; Ascomycota; Sordariomycetes; Hypocreales; Ophiocordycipitaceae. The transcript has 2 exons. The coding region runs from base 1 to 414 and encodes 137 amino acids.